GCUCCAAGCAGAGGAAAAUUGCAUCAGACUAACCAAGAUUGAUUAUUGUAAAUGGAACAUCCUGUGGAAAUGCUGUUAAUCAAAGAAGAGAAGGAGAAUUUGGAGGAGGAUCUUUUUGAAAACAAAGAUGAAGAGACUUUAUUUGCAGAUCCCUUAGAAGUCAAGACAGAACCAGGAUUGUUUAACCAUAAUGAAUUUGUUGUGAAUUGUUCAUCCCGAGCUAUUAAGAACGAGGACAGCUCUCCAAGCUGUGAAGAUGAAAUUGAAAAGGUCUAUAUUGCUGAAGAAAAUAGGCAUUUGGAUAGAACAGAAUUAUUUUCGAAAAGAAGCAAUACAGUAGGGAAGCGAAUAACUUGUGAUGAAUGCCAAAGGACAUUUUCACAGAUGUGUGACCUGAAAUCCCACAUGAGAACUCAUACAGGAGAGAAACCAUAUACUUGCUCUAUAUGUCAAAGAAGUUUUUCUCAAUCAGGUUAUUUAAAAAAACACAUGAGAACUCAUACGGGAGAGAAAAAGUUCACUUGCUCUGUAUGUCCAAGAAGUUUUUCUCAAUCAAGUGAUCGCAAAAGACACAUGAGAACCCAUACAGGAGAGAAACCUUAUAAUUGCUCUAUAUGUCAAAGAGGUUUUUCUCAAACAAAUGAUCUCAAAACACACAUGAGAACUCAUACAGGAGAGAAACCUUAUACUUGCUCUAUAUGUCAAAGAGGUUUUUCUCAGCAAAGUGAUCUCAAAAUACACAUGAGAACUCAUACUGGAGAGAAACCAUAUACUUGCUCUAUAUGUCAAAAGAGUUUUUCUCAACCAAGUCAUUACAAAACUCACAAUCAUGAGAACUCUUAUACAGAGAGAAACUUUAUCAUUGCUCUCGUAUGUCACAAAGAAGUUUUUCUGUAUCAGGUGCUCUCACAACAACAUGAGAACUCAUACAGGAGAGAAACCAUAUACCUCCCUCACUAUGUGAAAGAAGUUUUUCUCGAUCAGUGCUACUCACAAAACACAUGCAAAUUCAUACAGGAUAGAAACAGUUCUCUUGUUUUGUAUGUCAAAGAAGAUUUUCUGCUUCAAAUUUUCUCAAAACACACGAGAAUUCCUACUAGACAGAAACUGUAUACUUGA
Messenger RNA from Macrobrachium nipponense, 1119 nucleotides. RefSeq names its product zinc finger protein 664-like. Gene Ontology annotation, biological process: regulation of transcription by RNA polymerase II. Bases 52 to 1119 code for a protein of 355 amino acids. NCBI's taxonomy places the organism in Eukaryota, Metazoa, Arthropoda, Malacostraca, Decapoda, Palaemonidae. The transcript has a single exon. The record is from RefSeq and is a predicted model, not a curated record. Gene Ontology annotation, molecular function: DNA-binding transcription factor activity; RNA polymerase II cis-regulatory region sequence-specific DNA binding.